GCCCCAGACUCACUUAUCCAAUACACCACAUUACACAAAAUGGCCUUCCAAACUGGCCUCUCUUCUUCUUUUCUUGAAUCUCAUCUCCAUGUUACACCAGUUAACGUUGUUUCUCAAAAUGUCACUCAAAAUGGAAAUGGUAUUCAAAAUAGCGCUUCUCUUUCUCCCGUGUUUCCCGGCUACUAUGCUGAUCUUGCUCCAAGCUGGCCCGAGGAGGCACAUGUGUAUAAGAUAGAGAAGAUCAUAUUCCAAGAGAAAUCGCAGUAUCAAGAUCUUUUUGUUUUUCAGACAGCAACACAUGGGAAGGUUGUGAUCUUGGAUGGGUCUCUUCAACUCACAGAGAAAGAUGAGUUUGCUUAUCAAGAAAUGCUCACUCACCUCCCACUCUGUUCUAUUCCCAAUCCCAAAAAGGUUUUGCUCAUUGGAGGUGGUGAUGGAGGAAUUCUUCGAGAAGUAUCUCGACAUUCUUCUGUGGAGCAUAUUGAUAUUUGCGAUCUUGACAAAAUGGUGAUAGAUGUUUACAAGAAGUUUUUCCCAGACAUUGCUGUUGGAUACGAGGAUCCUCGGGUGAAUGUAACCAUAGGCGACGGUGCGGCGUUCAUCAAGUCUAUUCCUCCUGGCACCUAUGAUGCUAUAAUACUUGAUGCAUUUCAAGGCAUGGGUGCUUAUGCAACUGAGCUUUCAGAUAAAGACUUCCUUGAAUCGAUAGCGAAGGCUCUGAAGCCCGGCGGGGUGAUGUCGACCCCUGCAGAUAGUGUGUGGCUCAAGAAUUUUGCCAUGGAAGAUACCAUAGCUCUCUGUCGUAAAAUCUUCAAGGGAUCUGUAAACUACGCUUGGACCUCUGUUCCUUCUUAUCCAAGCGGGGCGAUCGGCUUCAUGCUCUGCGCAACCGAUGGUCCUUCAGUGGACUUCAAACAUCCUGUGAACCCAUUAGAUCCGAUAAAUUUUGGUGUUGCAAAACGACCCCCCAUGUUCUACAACUCAGAGAUUCAUACCGCUGCCUUUUGCCUGCCUGCUUUCGCGAAGUUGGCGAUGGGUUCCAAGUAUGCAUGAGAAACUCGGGAUUAUGUGCAUAAUAACAAGCUAAGCAUGAUGUCAUGUUUGCUCAGAAGUAGUUGCCAUGGCCGUGGAUCUAAGACAUCAAAAGGGCUGAGUUUACCUACACAGCCUAUACUAUACUACAGUCUUGCAAAUUCACAAUUCAGUGAUUUACCAAAUGUAAUCUCAAAGUGAAAACGAAGAAAUAGUUGUCAAUUGAUAUAUUUGUGAUAAUAUAAGAAAAAUUCGUCUAUUACAAUGGGAGUUGUCGGAUUUCAA
Molecule: messenger RNA, 1317 nt
Organism: Momordica charantia (bitter melon)
Lineage: Eukaryota; Viridiplantae; Streptophyta; Magnoliopsida; Cucurbitales; Cucurbitaceae
Product: spermidine synthase 1-like
Biological process (GO): spermidine biosynthetic process
Cellular component (GO): cytosol
Molecular function (GO): spermidine synthase activity
Source: RefSeq, a predicted model, not a curated record